This is a messenger RNA of Onychomys torridus (southern grasshopper mouse), 597 nucleotides long. Its product is annotated as odorant-binding protein 2a-like. The record is from RefSeq and is a predicted model, not a curated record. The transcript is spliced from 6 exons. Bases 1 to 597 code for a protein of 198 amino acids. NCBI's taxonomy places the organism in Eukaryota, Metazoa, Chordata, Mammalia, Rodentia, Cricetidae. Gene Ontology annotation, molecular function: small molecule binding.
AUGAAGAGUUUGCUCCUGACCCUCUUGCUUCUGGGGCUGGUGGCUGUUCUGAAGGCCCAGGAAGUCCCAUUGGAUAACCAGGAGGACUACUCUGGGAUCUGGUACACAAAGGCCAUAGUACACAAUGGGAGCAUAUCCAGUCACAUGAUGCCUUCAAAGGUUUUCCCUGUGGUGGUAACAGCCCUGGAAGGAGGAGACAUGGAGGCCAAGGUUACAUUCUGGAAGAAAGGGCAGUGUCAUGAGUUUAAAAUGGUGAUGAAGAAAACCGACGAGCCUGGCAGAUACACCACCUUACGCGGCAAGAGGUUCGUUUACGUUGUAGAGCUGUCAGUGAAGGACCACUACAUCUUCUACUGUGAAAGCAAUCAACGUGGGAAGUUGUUUGGCAUGGGAAAGCUCGUGGGGAGAGACCCUAAGGAAAACCCAGAGGCCAUGGAAGAAUUUAAGGAAUUCGUAAGGCACAAGAGACUCAGAGAGGAAAACAUCUUCGUACCAGAGUUGAAAGGUCUGCACAAGCCACGGCCUAGGUGUGGAGGUCGUGGUACAACUUUAUGGCAGCAACUCUCUUUCCAGUUACACGAGCCUUCUGGGGAUUGA